CAGUUCCUGUGCUGCUUUGGAGGGCUGCCCCUGCUAUUCGAGCCGAGCUCUCCCGCUUUAAGGUGAGCGGAGCGCCCGGGAGCAUGGCACAGCGCUGCUGAAUGGGACGGAAACGAGCAGCGCGUGGCUUCGGAGCGUCCCCAGGGGAACCGCGCGUCUCGCCGGCUGCAGAAGCGCCCCAGGAGCACGGCCCCGCUCUUUAGCACCAGCCCCCAAGAACAACACAAGAGCAUCUUGGAGGAUCUGCCUAAGCAGACAAAGAGCUUUGCCAUGGCAGAGCUUGCAAUGGAGAAUAGCAGCUGCAUGGACUGGCAGAAACGGUGCCUCACAUUGGAAACCCAGCUCUUCAAAUUCCGUCUUCAGGCUAGCAAGAUCCGAGAGUUACUAGCUGAGAAGAUGCAGGAGCUGGAGCAGAGAGUAAUCGAGGCAGAGCAGAGGGCUGAGAAUGCAGAGAAACAGGUCAGAGUCAUGGAAGAGAAGGUGAAAUUGGCCAAUAUGAAAAACAGCGAAUCAGAGAGUACCCUAUACAGAAAAUACCAGGAGCUGCUGGGCACAGUGCAAGGAAAGGAUGAUCUGAUCAGCAGACUGGAAACGCAGCUGGAGAAACAGAAGCAGUUGAGGGCUGAGGAAGCUAAAAUUGUUCAAGACAAAGCUGCCAAGAUCAAGGAGUGGGUAACAUUUAAGCUAAGAGAGCUUGAGCUAGAAAAUUACCACCUGAAAAACUGUAAUCAGAGGCUGACAGAGCAAAUUGAAGCCCUUCAAGAUGCAUUACAAGAUUUAACAACCAUCCCUCCUAUUGAAUCUCUUUGGAGCUAUAACCCUUUGGUGCCCAGAAUGCUAUUGUCACCCUUGCUUGAGAAACCAGACCAGAAGUCCGUGCUCCUUGGGCUGGGUGUCAAAAAGGAGUGUCCGGGAAGAGCUGCUAAAGGUGUUCCCCCUACACCAGGUAUGAUCCUUGUUGAUGAAGCCUCCAUUGCAGAAGAAGACACUAAAUCAUUGCCCUCACAGAACAUGCUCAGGGUCAUCCCUGAUCCAUCGAACUGGAAGCCCUCUUUAGAGAAAGAUACGUUCCUUACUGUAAUCUCUGACACUAGCUCAGGGAGCCCUGAUCCCACACUACUGGACCUCGCCGUUGAGUCCACAAGUGACCUUGAAGCCCUGGCUUUCCAGUCUUCCUUGGGGAGAAACCAGAACUCUCUUAGCACCUCAGAUCAGAUGGCAUCAGAGCUGGGAAACGCCUCAGAUGAGCUGAGUGCCAAGUUCCGCUCCCACAGGCUGGACUCCUCUUCCUCCGGGGAGAUGAUGAGUACCCCUGAUGGCUGUCUCCCAACUGCAGAGCCAACACUGGAUUUGCCAUCAUCCGUUACUUCAACACAGCCAAGCUUUCCAGGGAGGGAAUGUGGACUAGGCAAUAGUCUGACUCUCCCAAAAAUCCGGACACCCAGCACCCCAAGAGACAGUAUCCAGCUAGCAAAGAGACAUUACAGCCAACCCCAGCCAGGUGCUGAUUGCUUCCAUCAUGUAAUGAGCAUAGAGGUUGGCACCUUCCAGCCCAUAACAACCUCAACACUCUGUCCUGCACAAGUAGAGGAGACAGACAUUGAUGAUGAUGAGCUGCCAGAGAAGAUGGAGACAGACGGAUGCCCAGUUGGGGAAGAGGCUGGGGUGGGAGUGGAGAUUGAUCAGCAUCCUGGUUCAGGCAAAAAUGAAGCUGGGAAUUCUGAAGCUGGACCACUAGACCCAGGAGGCAAACCUCCUACUCCACCACUGCACAGAUUCCCAUCCUGGGAGAGUCGGAUCUAUGCAGUAGCCAAGUCUGGCAUGAGGCUGUCGGAGGUGGCCCUCGGGACUGACUCUCCCAACUGGAUUUCGAAUUUUCCAUCAUAUUCAGCUUCUGGGCCAUUCACUUGUCUUAUCUACAGAAAUGUCACGGUUCCAGUCUACACUACGCUGAAGGGGAAAGCCACCCAGAUCAGCAACGUUCCUUUCUUAGAUGAGUCCUCAGGCUCUGAUGAUGACUGCAGCUCCCAUGCCAGCUUCAGGACCUCCAAUGGUGGAUCUGAGAUCAGAAAGACCAGCAUGCCAGGCAGCCCUCGUGCUGUGAAACGAGGUGUCUCUAUGUCCUCGCUGAGCUCAGAGAGUGAUUAUGCCAUUCCUCCUGAUGCCUACUCCCUGGAUGGUGACUAUUCAGAGCCAGAGCACAAGCUGCAGCGGACAUCUUCCUAUUCCACUGAUGGUGGAGUCUGCAGUGAGCCCAUGGAGAAAUCGGGCUAUUUGCUGAAAAUGGGCAGCCAGGUGAAGACAUGGAAGAGACGUUGGUUUGUUCUGAGAAAUGGACAAAUCAUGUACUACAAGUCUCCGAGCGAUGUUAUCCGCAAGCCUCAGGGGCAGGUUGAGCUGAAUUCUUCUUGCCAGAUCAUUCGGGGUGAAGGGUCCCAGACAUUUCAGCUCAUCACUGAAAAGAGGACCUACUUCCUGACAGCAGACUCUCCCAACAUCCUGGAAGAAUGGAUCCGUGUUCUGCAGAGCGUUCUCAAGGUGCAGGUGACCAGCUCUGCUGCGGUCCCUCAGAAUGAUGCCAAACCCACUGUGAAAGGCUGGCUCACCAAGGUGAAGCAUGGUCACUCUAAGUUGGUUUGGUGUGCACUGAUUGGGAAAACCUUUUACUACUAUCGAAAUAAUGAGGACAAGUGUCCUCUGGGGCAUUUGCACAUACGCAAGUCAAAGGUGGAGGAGGUGGACCGUUCCUGUGACUCGGAUGAAGAUUAUGAAGCCACUGCAGGGGGUCUCCUCUCAUCCCAUUACACCCUGGUGAUUCACCCGCAGGAUCAGAGUCCCACCUACUUACUCAUUGGUACCAAACACGAGAAGGAUACAUGGCUGUACCAUCUGACAGUAGCAGCUGGCAGCAUCAGUGCCAAGGUUGGCACAGCAUAUGAACAGCUAAUUGGAAAAUUACUGGAUGCAGAGGGAGACCCACAAUCUCCUUUGUGGAAACACCCCAUGCUGUGCUACAGUAAGGAUGGACUGCACACCUCACUCACUACUCUGCCAUCAGAGGCGAUGCAGACAGAAGCCCUCAAGCUCUUCAAGUCCUGCCAGCUGUUCAUCAAUGUCCCUGUGGAGGCUCCAUCUAUUGAUUACCAUGUGUCACUUGCCCAGACAGCGUUGCAAGUCUGUCUGACACAUACUGAGCUACAGAAUGAAAUCUACUGCCAACUGGUUAAACAAACUAGCUGCCGGCAGCCCCAGAACCACUCAGUCAUUCAGUGCUGGCAGCUCCUGGCUUUGUGUGCCCCUCUCUUUCUUCCUCAGCACCACUUCCUCUGGUAUAUCAAACAACACCUGCAGCGGCAUGCAGACUCCAGGAGUGAAAUAGGCAAGUAUGCCAUUUACUGUCAGAGGUCUGUGGAGCGCACGUUGCACACUGGAGAGCGGGAAGCCAAGCCUUCGCGAAUGGAGAUUGUGUCCAUUUUGUUGCGGAAUCCCUUCCACCAUUCACUCCCCUUCAGCAUUCCAGUGCACUUCAUGAAUGGAACCUACCAGGUCGUGGGUUUUGAUGGUUCCUCAACAGUGGAUGAGUUCCUCCAGCGGCUGAACCAGGAGACAGGCAUGAGGAAACCAUCCCACACUGGGUUUUCCCUCUUCACGGAUGAUCCUUCUGGCAGGGAUCUGGAGCACUGCCUGCAGGGCAAUGUGAAGAUCUGUGAUGUUAUUUCAAAAUGGGAACAAGCCUUGAAAGAACUGCAUCCUGGGAAAUACGAAGGUAGCACAAGAAUAGUGAAGCUGACCUAUAAAAGCAGAUUGUAUUUUCGAAACCAGGCAAAAGGUGAGACAGAUAGAGAGCGGUUGCUGCUGGCCUUCCAGGUCAGCAGUGAAAUAGCCCGUGGGAGGUUCCCUGUCAAUAAGGAGCUGGCUCUGGAAAUGGUGGCUUUGAUGGCUCAGGUGGAAUAUGGAGACUUGGAUCGACCAGUAUCUUCAAGCCCUGGGGGGACACCACAGUCCAAAAUGCAACAUCUUCUCCAACAGAUCUUGGACAAAUUCUAUCCCAAACGUUACAAACAAAACAUUACCCCUGAGCAUCUCAGGCGGUUGGCUGACAGGCUGGCUACAAAGUGGAUGGUGCUGCAGGGAUGCUCUCCACUAGAAUGCAUUAGAAUUUAUUUGACAGUGGCCCGGAAAUGGCCUCUCUUUGGAGCCAAGGUAUUUGCUGCGAAGCCUGUCCUGCCUUCUCCCUUGGAAGAUUGUCCAGUUUGGAUAGCUGUGAAUGAAGAUGGCAUUAGCAUACUGGAUUACAACACUAUGCACUUAAAGCUAUCUUAUGCAUACCCAUCUGUGCUGACCUUUGGAGGCUGUCGGGAUGACUUCAUGAUUGUAGUCAGUCAGGGGAAGGAUAGGAGUUCUGGGAAAAACAGCACUGAAAAACUGCUUUUCACAAUGGCAGCUCCGAAGAUUGUUGAGGUGACUCUUCUAAUUGCCAGCUAUAUUAACUACUGUGCACUGACUCCCCUCCUGUCUCCUGCACCUCCUUCUCUGAGCAUCAUCUCGCCUAUGAGCACAACGCCAACUAAAAAGCUCUGGGAGGCUCAAAGCCAGUGUUUCUUUCCUUCCAUGCCCCGUACUACCAAGGGGCCUACACUGCUCUGAGUGCUUGUUCUCAGUGCCUUUGGGCUUCAGUGUUGUUGUGGGCAAGCUGCCCAAUUUUGAGUUGAGGACUGCUGUGAUUUUGCUGUUUAUGUAUCCUGUUUUAAUGCAAACUCCAGUUCUCUCUCCUUAGUGUGGUAUGAAGUAUGUUUAGAGGUAAUAUUCUUUCUUUUCUAAAGACUAGAUUUUGGGGUCUGUCCACAUUUCUUCUCUCUGCUACAUGCUAUCCUAAACACUGUGGCUAAGGUCAUCUUCUCUUCUUGCUGCUCCAAUCACGUCACUCCCUCUGAAUCUCUUCACUUGCUUUUGCAUUCCUUCCAUCGUAGGGUUGGUGGGACAUAUUCCUGGAGUUUUCAUCACACGAUGUAAUCUUUAAUUAAAGAUUAAUCUUUAAAUUCCUGGAGGCUCCAGGACAAUCCUGGAGGGUUGGCAACCCUACUUCCAUAUCAUGUUCAUGCUGCUCUUACAAGCAUGUCCCUUCCCAUUCUGGGCUUUGUACCUUGUCUCAGGUCACCGUUCCGUAUGCCUAGAAACUGUCUUCCACUUCUUGCACUCCUCGUGAGCUCUCUUGUAUCCUUAACACAUCCCUUUUCAGCAGCUUUUCACCAUUCGUCUCCUGACAGAUGCUGUCUGUCCACUUCACUUUUGAAUCAUUAACUUACCUGUCCUUCAGCUGAAUUAGACUGUAAGCAACUUGGGCAAGGGACUUUGACUUUUGUGUGUUUCAAGCAUAAUACACAGUGAUGAGAACUGUGGUAUGAGCCUUGUGCAAAGAUACUUCAUACUGAAUACGGCCAGUAUGCCAAAUUUUAUAUUCCUGGAUCAGAAAAUGCAUGCACCAAAACAGGGUGAUUACCAGAGUGUAAAGAGAAAUAUAAUG
Messenger RNA from Trachemys scripta elegans, 5524 nucleotides. RefSeq names its product pleckstrin homology, MyTH4 and FERM domain containing H1 (gene PLEKHH1). Bases 271 to 4647 code for a protein of 1458 amino acids. Lineage: Eukaryota; Metazoa; Chordata; Testudines; Emydidae. The record is from RefSeq and is a predicted model, not a curated record. Gene Ontology annotation, cellular component: cytoskeleton. The transcript has 29 exons.